This is a messenger RNA of Solea senegalensis (Senegalese sole), 1120 nucleotides long. RefSeq names its product reprimo, TP53 dependent G2 arrest mediator candidate a (gene rprma). The record is from RefSeq and is a predicted model, not a curated record. The transcript has a single exon. Lineage: Eukaryota; Metazoa; Chordata; Actinopteri; Pleuronectiformes; Soleidae. The coding region runs from base 235 to 549 and encodes 104 amino acids.
CUGGCUGCAGGACACAUGAAGUCUCCAGUACUAUGAUGCCAGUGUGUGUACAACUGCAGAGGAGAGAGAGAGGAGCCGUUUGAUUUUGACGGAACUUGUUCAUUCAUCAUCUUUACUACUUCACUUCUCUGGGAUUGUGUGCCAGGCGCUUCUUCUUUUUUCUCUGAAAGUUUGAUUUCAGAUAAUAAUAAUAAUAAUAUCAAGAACAAUACCUAAGAAUACAGAAAGGGGGAAAUGGAGAUGAAUAACACCGGGUUCAACCAAACGGAGGGCGGACUGUUCAACAAGACAGAGGAGUUCUUCUGCUGCAACUUUUCCUCCGUGGUGACUGAUAAUGGCUUUGUGGCCGCAGCGCCGGAUGAGAGGAGCCUCUUCAUCAUGAGGGUGGUGCAGAUAGCCGUCAUGUGCGUGCUGUCCCUCACAGUGGUGUUUGGCAUCUUUUUCCUUGGUUGCAACCUUCUCAUAAAGUCCGAGGGGAUGAUCAAUUUCUUGGUAACGGACAGGAGACCGUCUAAAGAAACGGAGGCAGUAAUUGUAGGAGCCUACUGAUGGACAAGAACCUUCUGAUGGAGCCGGAUGGAAGUCACUGCCAUGAUCCAAAUAUAUAUAUAAAUCCUACACAAGUCCCUCUCUUUCACAUUGGUGUUUAGUUAAACCUCUGGACAGUUACUUGAACCCUGCAGGUGACAGGUGUUUAACCUUAUUGAAUGGCUUUUUUUGUUUGUUUGUUUUAAAGCCAGCAAAGACUCAGUCAUCUCCAUGAGGUAUAGUGCUUUUCAAGCCUCUUUGUUUAUAAAGUAUUCAGUCAAGCACUGUUGUAAUUUCAGUAGAAGGAGCACCUGUUUGUGAAGCAGCAUCCUUUUUCAUGCUGGUGACAAAGAACCUUCCCCGUCCAUGCUGCUUGUUCUUAACCUCUCAUUUUUGCCAACGCAGUGGGGAAAUUAAUGUUUAGGAUGAUGUGUAUGUUGUAUGUGUUUUUGCAUACAAUAUGCAAUAUAUUAUUACAUGUAUUUCUCUGGAUUUCCCCGGUGAUAAUUGUAUGAGUGUCUGCGUGGGCAAUGGAGAAAGCCCAACAUGCCAUGUACAUUGUUAAUUGGAAUAAAUUCAUUAUGUAAUUCAA